ACUGUCCACCUAAUCAACUCAACCACAGGUUGAUUCGCAAUUAUCAUUCCAAAGUUAGUUAUUGACUAGUCAUACUAAUACUGAUCAACUGAGUUGCGUUAAGGGGCUGGCCAGAAAUAAGCAGAAAAAGAAAUGGUCUACUAUUCCUUUUUCCGGGGGACUUUCCGGGUGACUUGCUGAUAAGUACGUGCCACGGCCUGAGUUGAUCAUCUGGACCGAGAGAAGAACAACAGCAGGCAGUUCUAGCUAGGCAUGGCGAUCAUCCUGCUGCUCUUGCUCAGCUGCCUCACGCCGUUCCAGGAGGCGGCCGCCGAUGCGUUCUGCGACAACGUUAAGGUCCUCGCCGCCACCCUCCCCAACAAAACCUCCUCCUCCCCGGUACACUUCGCCACCGCCACCGUCGGCCAAGCCCCUGACAUCGUCUACGCGCUCGCGCUCUGCCGUGGUGACAUUCUCAACGACACCGCAUGCGCCCAGAGCGUCGCCAAGACGUUCGACUUGGUGCGGAACGCCACGCCACCGGACCUGGGGUGCUACCCGGCGGUCUCCUACUAUACCGAUUCUAUCCUCCUCUACAGCUUCAACGACAUCCUUGCUCCCUCGAUAUACACCAAUAGUACGGGAGAUGAAAACGGUGGCAACCCUCCCUUUGAGAGGUGGAACGUCAAGAACGUCACCGGCGACGUGCCCCUCGUCGCCGGCCUCAUCCGCGAGCUGCUGGUGGAGACCGUGGAGAAGGCGGCCAGCGCGACGCCGAGGCGGUUCGCCACGGGCGUCAUGGACAGCGGCACGACCUUCCCAAUGGUGUACUCGUUGGCGCAGUGCACGCCGGACCUGUCCACCGGGGACUGCCUGGCAUGCCUGAAUCAUCUCCUCGGCUUGAUCAACUCCACCAUGUCCCUGCGCAUGGGAGGACAGAUGGGCGUCAUACGGUGCUACUUCAGGUAUGAGGCGUCUCCGUUCUACCAAGGCCAGCCUAUGAUAAGCCUCGGGCCGCCGGCUCCGACUCCAACCGAACACAAGAGGCAAGCUUACUGAUGGACUAGAGAUAGCAGUUAAGCGACUUGCUUCACAUUCUGGUCAAGGUUUCACAGAGUUCAAAAAUGGAGUCCAGCUCAUAGCCAAACUCCAGCACAGCAAUUUGGUUAGGCUUUUGGGAUGUUGCUAUCAAGACGAGGAGAAAAUAUUGGUGUAUGAAUACUUGCCAAACAAAAGCUUGGAUUUCUUCAUCUUUGAUGAAAAAAGAAGAGAAUUACUGGAAUGGUCGAAACUUGUAGCGAUAAUCGAAGGAAUAGCACAUGGACUGCUUUACCUACAUAAGCACUCCCGGUUGCGUGUCAUACAUCGAGAUCUGAAACCUAGCAACAUUCUGUUGGACAGUGAAAUGAAUCCAAAAAUUUCAGAUUUUGGGCUAGCAAAAAUAUUUAGCUCAAACACUGAAGGAAACACAACAA
Molecule: messenger RNA, 1454 nt
Organism: Triticum aestivum (bread wheat)
Lineage: Eukaryota; Viridiplantae; Streptophyta; Magnoliopsida; Poales; Poaceae
Product: cysteine-rich receptor-like protein kinase 10
Exons: 3
Coding region: 253-1038 (261 amino acids)
Source: RefSeq, a predicted model, not a curated record